UGCCUGUCCAAGACAAUAUGUACCAGAGUAUUCUGCGUGGUUUCUGCAGUUUGUCCUUCAGUGGCUGGGUGAGAACGAGGAUGUGUCCAUGGAGUUUAUGAAUGGAGCUCUAGAGAGGGACAAGAGGGAAGGGUUCCAGCAGACGUCGGAGCAUGCUCUGUUCUCCAGUUCAGUAGUGGACAUCUUCACCCAGCUCAACCAGAGCUUUGAGAUCAUCAAGAAACUAGACUGUCCUGACCCCAAGGUGCAGGCCCACUACAACAGGCGAUUCGCCAAGACCAUCACCAAGGUGCUGAUGCAGUACUGUGCUAUCCUGUCCAAGGACUUCCCCUCCUACUGCCAGAAGGAGAAGAUACCAUGUGUGUUGAUGAAUAACGUACAACAGAUGCGGGUCUUGUUGGAGAAGAUGUUUGAGUGCAUGGGGGCUAAACAGGUCGCUGCAGAGGAGUGUAUGGUAGGUCAAAGGUCCAAAGACUGUUCCUGGGUCCAAGGUGACCCUCUCUCUCCUCCCACCUCUGCCCUUUCCUUCUAUGACCCAGAUCCACACCAGUGCCUAUAUAUCUCUACUCAACAUCCCGACUAAACCCUGUCCUGUACCUAGGAUCUUCUCCUUAGCCUGUCUGUUUGUGUUGUAGCCAGCGCCUCUCUGUCUUUGUUUUGUUGUCACGCCAAAGACAACCAAACAAAUAAACUAAGUAUAUGGAUGAAAACCAAUGGCUGGAAGUGUUGGCUUCGCUAUAGCACCUAUACAGAUGUAGGAUCUUCAUUUGAUCACCCUGU
Salvelinus sp. IW2-2015 is the source of this 780-nucleotide messenger RNA. NCBI's taxonomy places the organism in Eukaryota, Metazoa, Chordata, Actinopteri, Salmoniformes, Salmonidae. The record is from RefSeq and is a predicted model, not a curated record.